Messenger RNA from Aethina tumida (small hive beetle), 4147 nucleotides. RefSeq names its product protein tweety. Gene Ontology annotation, molecular function: intracellularly calcium-gated chloride channel activity; volume-sensitive chloride channel activity. Gene Ontology annotation, cellular component: plasma membrane. Lineage: Eukaryota; Metazoa; Arthropoda; Insecta; Coleoptera; Nitidulidae. The transcript is spliced from 7 exons. The record is from RefSeq and is a predicted model, not a curated record. Bases 226 to 1938 code for a protein of 570 amino acids.
AAUCGACGAUGUCCUGGACAAAAUCCAGUCCAGUGAACGGAUAGCGAAUGUGCGGGCGUGUUUUUGUCGUUCUAUAUACACUUUGUUGCAACAAAAUCAACAAAAUUCCACUUUUAUUUGGAUUAUUGCUUUCUUAGAGCAACACGACUUGCAGUGGGAGGAAAAAAAGGGGGAAGAGGGAAAGUGUAGUGAUGGUGUGAGGGUGAAGACGGGAAGAAAGACGCGAUGGGCGUCCCGGGACAGACGGACGACGCAUACAGCAUACCGUUCUUAGCCAGGCUGCUCCACUCGCUGCCCCAUUACAAUGUCAAUUUCCACCAGGUCAACAGCUCCUUCGAUCCCGAUUCCACCAUCUAUCUCGAGAGUUUGGGCAUUUUGGGCUCAAUACCAGCGGCAUGGCUGAUCUUUACACUCCUAGUUUUGCUGAUAUAUCUUCUGACAAGAUGCUGCGACCGAAAACCACGCCCUUCCAAAUCAAUUUCCGCAUUAAAAGUGACCCUCGCCAUCACCUCCGUGUUGUGUUGCGCCGCUGUGGGUUUAGGUCUUUACGGCAACGACGAUCUCCACAACGGUGUUGUACAACUUCUUCAACAAGGCAAACAAGUUGAUCUUCUGGUCUCCAAAAUCAGAAACCAAACGCAGUCGAUUGAGACGCAAUUAAGGUUGCAGGCCGGAAGUCAGUUAACGAAUCUGCAGAACAUCUUCGACGAGCCUGUCAAAAACAUAACCAUCUACAAACAGGCGGAGAUGUAUUUAAAUUUUUUGAUUAAAAACAACUCGAUGGCUGCGAACGCGGCGGCGGACAUUCGUCAACCUCUCGUCGGCUUGGAUCUGUCACCGAAAAUUGACUUUUUCCAGAAGAUCGAGGUAAUAAGAUGGCCUUUUACCAUGGCAGUUUUGAGCGUCCUACUCGUUCUGUGCGUCGUUUUGCUGGUCGGUGUAGCAAGGCACAAUCGUUGCGCUUUAAUUGCCUUCUCCGUCUGUGGAUUGUUGGCUGUUAUUGCUUCCUAUUUGAUGGCCAGCGUAUACAUCGCAUCCAGCGUUGCGCUAGGUGAUUUAUGCAUGGCUCCCGACAAAUUUAUCGAAGAUCAGGCCUCGACAGAUCUUUCGAAAGAAAUUCUCCGUUAUUACACGAAUUGUGAACGCGCACGCGCCAACCCAUUCACUCUACGGCUGCGCGAAGCGAAAAUGACGAUAGAUUUUAUGCGCAACAAUUUGAACAACCUGAAAUCUCCCGCCACUACUCUAUUCCCACGUAAAAAUCUAGAAACAAGAUUCAACGCUCUGAGAAACGAAAUAAACUCUGCAGACAGCACCAUUACCAGUUUGACAGCAUUGGUCGAUUGCAGGGCGUUGCAUACACAUUAUUUGAGGGGCGCGAGGGCCCUUUGCAACGUAGGCUUGUUGGGAUUGACUCUGAUGCUGGUCUCUGCUGUUUUGGCCGGACUGCUUUUGACUGCCUUGGUUUGGGUCGAUAGUCACACUUGGAUCUAUAUCAGGAAGAAGAAAGAUUACCAGCAAGUGAACGAGACGGACCCGUAUCUCCCUCCACCGGCAGCGAGUCAAGCGAUUGCGGCAAGGACGCUGCAAAGGAGUCAAGGGUCAGCGAGCGUUUAUCCGCCAGAUACUCCCCCGCCCAGCUAUACGUCCGCCCUAUUGCACCAGGGCGGUGGAGCGAAGCCGCUUGGCUCGUCGCCCCAGCCCUCCGCGCCCGUUCCCCCUGUACCGCAUGAGGCCCACGACACCCUGCUAUUGGACGGAUGCGAUAUGAGACCGAGCGAACACCAUAGAGGUGCACACAUGUCCCAUUUGAGGGGCCACACGUUGGGACGAUUACCGUCCCACCAUCACGAACCCACGUACGCUGGUCCCAACAACGGCAAGUACGCCACACUCAGCAAACAAUGCAAGACGUUAGAAAGCUCGGACUUUUACUGAGACAGGUCUGCCUGCAAGGAAUUCCCAAACUUCAAAGGUUUCAAGUUCGAUCCUCGCCAAUCGGAGCAGCAACGCGCCGAUGCGAACGCACAACGCACCGCCACCUUGGGUAAAUACGCUUCGUUGGGGCGCCGCCCCUUGCCCCAGACACCGGACGAGAAAGCUCGUAAACAGCCCCCGGUACCGAAAGUGCCCGCCACCAUUUCGCAGACGGUGGAGACGCCCCUCAACCCCGCUAACUUCAGGUCGCUGCAGCGCGGCGCCUGGCAGGAGGGCGUCAGCAGCACUUUCCAUCCCGGUACGCAAUUCAGGAGCUUGCAGCGGAGCGCCGUGAACACGGGACCGGGACAACAGUUCCGACCCGCCAAGAUCCAGGAUCAGGCGCACGAGGCGAUGUACGCGAACAGCGAGAGCGAACGGCAGCUUUAUGCUGUAACCGAAUUGUAAAUUUGAAUAUUAUUUUUAGUUUAUAUUUGGGAAAUGCAGGCAGGACCGCCAUAGGAUGGUACUUUUUGUUUUUUUUUAGAAUAUUUCUCUUUUAUUUUGAUUUGUUAGACGGAGUCACAGUACUUCGUCCAUGUUUAGGUUAUCGUUGGAGGAACUAAUCAUUGCGAAAACUGUACACAUGUGUGGGGCAUCUUCUACUAGUUUGUUUAUGUUUAGGAAGAUUCAGAAUUUCCACGGCGACACACUCCAGGAAUGACACGAGUGUGGCUCUGUUUUAAUCUGUGAUCAAGUUUAUUUGAUGGACGUUGCCCGAUGUAGUGUAUAUCUAAUUUAUAUAUUUGAGCACUUUUAUAGAGCAAUUUUCUACUCCAUAACUUGACCAUACCAGUUUUCCUUGUUAAAAGAGCACAUUCCAAAAAGAAAAAGGACGAACGAAUACUCAAAAAUCACCGACUGAUUGUGAUCUGAAUUUUUCGUGUUUGUGCCAAAACAUGUUUAGAACAAACAGAUUUAUUAAAACGACUGAAAAUGUAAAUUAUAAAGUAAUCUCUCUGGAUUAGGCACAAAUUUCAUAACACAAGGGAACAAGAGAAUUUAGAUUUUUUUCAAAAAAAAAAAAAAAAAUAUUGCUCACAAUGUUCCGUGUCAAGUAACUUUUGAUAUGCUGCCAAGUGAGGGUGGUUGAAAGUACAAUUUCACAAUAAUAUGCAUUUACAUAUAUUUAAAAACAUUAUUUGAGACUUUUAUUAUAUUCGUAUUUUUAAUAAUAUCAUCUUCGUAACAUACAUAUAUACAUAUACACAUAUAUAUAUAUAUAUAUAUAUAUAUAUAUAUAUAUAUAUAUAUAUGUGCAUAUGCAUUUUUAUAGUGUACUCUAGUGUAAUUUCAAAUUUCGAAACAGUCUGUGAAACCCAAAUUUUGUGCCAUAAAUUAACAAAAAACGAACGGAUUGUUUCGGAAAUAAAAGAAAAAUAUUCGGUGUUCUGAUAUCGUUUAAGGAACUCCGACCGUUUUACAAAAUAGGAAAAAAAGUAAUUUUUGUAGGGCCAUCCUCAAAAAUUACGCGAUUUAGACUCUGUUUUAUAUAUAUGACUAGUAACAAAUUUUUAGCAGUGUUUUUUGAGCUGGCCCAAUUAAGUGUAUUUUUCAUCAUCCACAAACCAGUUUUUUACAAUACACUUUACGAAAUUUUAAUUUUUCGUAUGCGAUUUGAAGUCGUCGUAAUAUAUAUUGUACAUUAUUAUUAUUAUUAUUAUUAUUAUUAUAACUAAAUUUUAAAGGAUAACUGCCAAAGACUUGAUUGAAUUGAUGCUUGAGUUUGUGUGAAAGCAUGGUUGAUUGGUUGACUGAUUCUAUGCAGAACUACAGAAAUUCAAACAAUAAAAAUUCUUCUGUUCACCGUGUAGAUAUUACUGUGUAUCUUUACGAUAAAUAAAUGUUUAAAUAAAUCAGAUAAGUACGUUUUUCGAUUUUAAUUUUGGUUUGUGAACCAUUUUAUUUUGUAGUAUUUCGUACAUCGAUUGUUUCAGGCCUGUGAAAUGAGAAAUAUUUUUUUAUUUUUUAUUAAACUGUUAUUUGAAUAUGUAUUAUGCUUUAAAACAAUAUUUGUAUAUUACGGUUUCGUGUAUUAUAUACGAAAUAAAUACCACACCAUAUUUAUUUGUACUGUUUAGGUUUAUGAAAGAAAAUAUGUUGUCAUUGUAUUAUAGUAAGUUUAUGUAAUGAAAUAUUCUUUCUCAAAUAAAAGCGAUUAUUUGUCAAA